Messenger RNA from Amborella trichopoda, 1301 nucleotides. RefSeq names its product zinc finger A20 and AN1 domain-containing stress-associated protein 8. Gene Ontology annotation, molecular function: DNA binding; zinc ion binding. Lineage: Eukaryota; Viridiplantae; Streptophyta; Magnoliopsida; Amborellales; Amborellaceae. The record is from RefSeq and is a predicted model, not a curated record.
AAACGCCUCAUUCGCAGCCCUCGCGAGGCUUGUAUCUCUCUCUACCUAAACCUCGCGCAGGUCCCUUCUUUCGAAACCCUCAUCUGCUUUCUCUCUCUUCCCCUUCUGUGAUUUAUUGGCGAAAUUUUCCGGCCAUUUUCGGUGUUUGCCGGCGUAGUUUCCGUCAUAUCAGAGCUAGGGUUUUGUAGACAAGCUUUGGCCAUGUGGGAUUGAUUCACUGUGCCCCUUGGUCUGGUUGCCGUUUCUUCUUUGAGAGAGAAGAGAGGGAGGUUUUGAGAGGAGAGUGCUCCCGUUUUCUUUAAUUGCGGCUAUCAGGGGUCAUAAAAAUAUGGAGCAUGAUGAGACUGGAUGUGAGGCUCGUGAGGGACCCAUCCUCUGUGUCAACAACUGUGGCUUCUUCGGAAGUGCGGCGACAAUGAACAUGUGCUCCAAGUGUCACAAGGAUCUCAUUUUAAAGCAGGAGCAGGCCAAGCUCGCUGCCUCUUCUAUCGGGAGCAUCGUCAAUGGCAAUAACAACAGCAAGGAUCCUAUAAUUGCCAAUGCUGCUGAUGUAGUGGUGGGCCCUAUUGAGAACAAGGUUGUAACUUCUCAGCCAUCAGGGCUUGUUGGGUCUUCAUCAGAAGAAGGAGGGGGAGAGGUUAAGGCAAAAGAGGGACCAAAUCGGUGCACUGCUUGCCGUAAGAGAGUUGGGUUGAUGGGUUUCAAUUGCAAGUGCGGGAGCCUUUUUUGUGGGGUCCAUCGCUACUCAGACAAGCACAACUGCCCUUUUGACUAUCGGUCGGCUGCUCGAAAUGCGAUUGCAAAGGCCAACCCGGUUGUCAAGGCCGAGAAGCUCGACAAGAUAUGAUGCCGCUCUAUGCAUUAGAUCCUUGAAGGAGAGAAGGUUAAAGGGACUACUUUGAAAUGUUGCUUUCCCUAUGUGCACCUUUCCUUUCAGUUUGCAUCUCUUUUGGAAGAAAAUGGAACUGCUCUUUUCCCGCCGUCCGUUAUUGGUAUUACUUCUUAGGGGUGGUUGAAAUACGGGGCACCUUUUCUGUCUUUAAACUUGGUUGGUAUUCCCAGUUGAUUGGCAUGGGCCUUGUCAAUUCACUUUGGUGUGUGAGCUUUUCUCUGGUUUGUAGCAGGUUUGAUUGCAACUUAAUGCCAUGUUAUAUGGUUAGAUGUAUAGUUUUGGUUUUUGUUUGCUCUUUAUAUGGCCUUUACUUUGGAAGUGUUAGCCCCUGAACUUAAUAACUUGCUUUAAGCGAGGCUUGGUUUGUGCUCUUCACGUAUAUUGCUUGAUAGGUGUUUUCUUUGUGUUC